Acaulospora morrowiae is the source of this 1182-nucleotide messenger RNA. Lineage: Eukaryota; Fungi; Glomeromycota; Glomeromycetes; Diversisporales; Acaulosporaceae. The record is from the annotation of a GenBank genome assembly.
AUGCAGUUGACAACCGAAUGUCUUAAAGCUCUUAAAUCCCGUGAGUCGGACACACCCUCACUCCACAAAUAUUUAAAGUUUCAAUUACAAGAAGGAAACCUUGAAGCUGAGGAAACGGAGCAUCUUCGAUACAAUAGUGACCUAAUUAUUAUCAGCAAGUAUUAUUCUGAAUCGUCUGUCAUCAACUACCUUGCUGGUUUCGUACUGGCAUUGGGAAAGGUUUCGUACUUGUUGAUGAGAGGCUUGUGCCGUCACCAACUACCAUGCUGGUUUCGUACUGGCAUUGGGAAAGGUUUCGUACUUGUUGGCGAACAUGCCAUAAAUUGCGGUGUGUUAAGUGAAGUGCUACAAAUUCUAAAAGCGAACGAAAUGGAAACUCAGAUCUGCCUUGAACAGACCUAUCAUAUUCUGGAUGUGACAAGAGAUACUCGAGAACAGGGCUUAUUAUUACGAAGGACAAUUACUAAUAAGUUUGAAAGACGCGUUUUGGACGAUAGCUUGAAUCUAGACAAAAACAAAAAAAAAAAUCUGUCGUUAUCAGAAAAUAAAGAAUCAAAAAAGGUCAAUUUCACCAGCAGGGAUGUGGAGGACGAUGAUUUCAUUAGCAAUAAUAUAGCCGAAGGACCUACACAUUCAAAAGCUACAUCGUCAUUAUCGGGUUCACAAUCCUUGGAAAUGCCAAUUGAGACAGAAAGUACAGGGUCUAGCAGAGGAGCUACGGAAAUGACUAGUGAUAUGAACGAUGUUAAUAGUUCCGGGUGUGAUAUACCACGUACUCCGCCUCAUCAAAUUUGCUCUACAUAUAAAAAAUCUAAACGAUUAAGGCAAGAAAAACAGCGAGUGAAAUCCACGUAUGAACCAAUCUGUUCAAAUAUAAUCGUCACAACAUGGGAUCCUUUCACUAAUGAGGCUACAAAAUAUAUCGAUGAAUUAAUCGAUAAUAUAUGUUCUAAGGAUUUGUCACUAAUCAUUGUUUUUGAAGCUCCACGAAAUUCGCUCUUAGAUAAAAACUCUGAAGGUUGGCUGAAUUGUCAUGUCUUGACUCCGUUGAUUGAUGAUUGCUUUUUGACAUGUGAAGAGAUAUCGUUGGCAUCUACUGAACAAACAUACGUUGAAGAAGAUCCACAAAACUCCAAACCGAUUUCCUACAAGCAUAAAAUUUUGCGAGAAAUGAAGAAUUAA